CCCGCUUGUAAACAAAGCAGAGGCCGCGUCACAGAGGUUGGGGAUUUUGACCAAUUUGAGGGGAAAGUAUUGGAUUUGGGAGGUCGUCAUUACUCAUGCCAAUAAUAUAGAAAUACUAAACAUGGAUGGAGAGGAUACCAAACAGUUAAAUGCCGAGGUACCAGAGGGAGUCAACCUUGGGAAUAAUGAACAGCUGACUACCAGUACUCCUCAGCUGCAUGGCACAGAUAAUAUUGUAGCACCACCAGGAUUGGAUUCUUCAUCCAGUACCACAACAACCUCAGAUGGAAGUUUUAGUGGAAGCUCGAACUCUCAACCUGAAAUGCCAUCAGUGAAUGUGGCUAUAGAUGAUGAUAAGAAAAGGCCUGAGUCUUGCCCUCCUCAGGGUAGCAUGGAUUCCUCCAUAAAAGAGACAUUCCAACCAGUUGCUGACAAACUUGCAGCUUUACCCAUUCAGCGUUCAAAUGAGGGCCUUUCCUCAUUGGUGUCUUAUUCCUCAUCCUCGGCAGAAGCCUCAGCCUCAGAGGACAAUGCUCAAGAAGAUCUGGAUGAAAACAGUCUGCCAGAGUUGCCAGAAUCCUACAAAGAAACCCAGCAAGAGGAUCCCAAGACUGAAACUGAACCUAUUGUGGAGGAAACAAAACCUGUAAAAGAGCUUGAAGAACCAAUGGAAGUGGAGCCUCCCGAAGCUCCAGAAGUGCCAGAAAUCCAAGAAACUGAUUCAGUACCUAUUGCUCCUGAAGUCCAGCAGGCAACAGAGGCUGAGGAAAAGGAGACUUCGGAACUAGAAGCCUUAGCUGAAGAAAUCCGGAGUCAAGAAUCACCAGAGGAGCAGGCUGCAAUUGAGGAGAAGGAAAAUUCUCCAAUACCUGAACUUCCUGAUGAACCAGAGUCUAUGGAACUUGAAGAGGACAAGUCUUCAGAAUUGUCAGAAGUUAUCCAAGAUACAAAAGCCCAGAUUAUAGAGCAAGAGCCAACACCAGAACCUGAUGAGAAAGAACCAGAGGAAGUCCGUAAUGACCCAGCUUUUGAUAAUGAGGAGAAGGCUAUCCCAUCGGAAGAAUACCAGGAAGAGAUGCCAUGCGUAGAAUCAGAAGAUAAAACAGUCGUACAUGAAGAGAAUGUGAAAUCACCAGUGGAAGAAGAUGGGGAAACCUGCACACUAAAACUGAGUAGUGAUGAGAGCACAGGACUGACAGAGGCUGAGUUUAAGGAGAAAGCUCAAGAGGAAAAAAAAGAUGAUCUAGAGGGUAUGGAAUCCUCUGGAAGUGAAACCAAUGCCCUGGUGGAGACCAAGGAGAUGACUGUCCCAGAAGGGGAGGAUGAAAAUACCUUUGGAGUCAAAUUAAAGAGGGCCCUGGAUGAAGAAAUUGAAAGUGCUGAAGAACCAGUUAGCAAGAGAGUGUGCAUGGAAGAGAUGCCAGUGAACAGUGCUUCCUUUGAGGGAAAGAUUCUUGAAAGGCAAAACACACUACCCUUUGAACCUGAAACAGAAGGGGGAGCCACUGUUGAGGACCAGUUAAUGGAUGAUUUGGCAUCCGAAGACAAAAAAGAUGAUACAAUACAAAAGAGUGAUGAGGAAAGCAAUGAUAUGUCUAUUGGAGAGAAAAUGAAGGAAAUUCAAGAGGAAAAAUUGGACAGUAAAGAGAAGAUAAUGAAAGAAGAAGAGGAGGAGAUUGUAACACCAUCAACUAGGAGGAAGCGAAAGAAGAGGUCAUAUGAACGUCCACGAGGUGAAGGAGGAAAAUUCAGGAAAGAGAAACCAGGUUUAUACAAAACAGAUCCAUCAGUGUUGGAUGAGGAUACUAGGAUGGACAGUAACCUUCCCCAGGAUGAGGAUUCACAGGGAUCUAUGUCAAAGAGGGAAGUUCGCAGAUUCCGCUGUGAAGUCAUUGUUCCAGAAAGCACUGAAGCUUUCACAGCAGAAAAGGUUGUAGAGUAUGUAUGGCCCUUGGAAGGAUUAGGAGAACAUUAUUUCAUUCAGGAGCAGAUUUCUCAAUAUUUGGGAAUAAUGUCCUUCAAGCGCAAAUAUCCGGACUUGCGCAGACGACCCAUAGACAUGCAGGAACGUGAUUACCUGAAAGAGAAAGGCUUGGUGUCAGAAAUGGCAUGUGAUUUGGGCCUGACUGCAGUAAGAAGUGAAGAUGUUUUGGAUGUUAUGUUUAACGAUUUUCCUUCUAAGUUUGAUGAAUUGCAGCGCCUCUUGCGAGAACGCAAGGAGAAUGAGAUGAAAGAGAGAGGAAAAGUAAACUACUCCAUGGCCAACAUAGACAAAUCUAAAAUGCAGGAGUAUGGAAGGAAAGCAGCUGCUGAUGCUGCUAGAUGGAAUGCAGCAUUCAACAAAGAGAAGAGAGAUGAACGCAGAUAUAGUUUUGACCUUCAGACAUUCUCUCUGCAAAAGCCAUCCAGCAAGGGAAAGAAGCUUCCACCUGAGUAUACCAAGAUUGGAUAUUAUCCUGUAGCUGUUUUACCUGGACAGUUCACAGAUUACUUUAGAGAGUACACCUCAGCGGCACUGAGUUCUUUGCCCUUAAACUCAGUCAUGGCACCUCCCAUUACCCGAGAUCCUUUGGGCUCUGAUGGUGCUGGGUCAGACUCUGAAGAAGAAACUACUGUACCAACAUACCACAUAUACUGUGUAGGCCUACGUCGUGUACCAAAUGGACGUUGGCACUGCAAAGAAUGUGCCAUUUGUUCGUCCUGUGGGUCAAAGACACCAGCUGGUAAUGAGCAUGCUAAAAAUGCUGAGUGGCAGCAUGAGUUUAAAAAGGACAAAGAUAAUAAACAACUGAAAUAUGCUACAACACUGUGCGUUCCUUGUGACAAGUAUUGGAAAAGGCGUCAGUUCUGUUAUGUGUGCCUAAAGGUGUACAGAAGCAUACCUGAAGAUGGUAUGGUACGCUGCUCAAACUGCCCAAAGUAUAUUCACCGUGAAGGCUGCUCUACUAUGUAUGAAAAUGAACGCUUUUGCAACAACUGCUUUAAGAUGCGUAAUACAACGGCACUGAAUCACUCAAGAAUCAUCGCUGCUGCUAAAAAGAAGAUGGCAUCAGGAUAUUAGAAGAGAGGGAUUUUUUGUAUACAUUUCCAAGUGUUAUUCAUAAUUGUGUGUUUGUCAAUAUAAGAAACUCAAAUUCUGUAUGUAUUAUCAUUUGUGAAUGUAAUGACCAAUAACUUAAAGUUGCAUUGAAUUUUAUUAUAUUAUAAUUGUGAAGAGAUAAACAAGAAUUUCCAUAUGCUUCCCUUAUAGUGUUAUGAAUAUAUUGAGUGGUGUGGCUAGACAUUUAGGGGCUCAGGGGAUAGGGCUCUGAAGGAGCUCCCUGUAUUUCUUAGCUAUGACAAGAAAUGUACCUGACAAAAUAAAAACAUUAAGUUUAAAAAGUUAUCAGGUAUCAUUUGGGUGCUUCCCUCCCCCAUUAUGGGCCCCCUCCUCCAGCUAUACUACUAAAUAUAUUAUUUAAUGUGCAGUACUAACAAGAUUUGUUCUGUUGGUGUAAAGUAAAUAAGGUAGGCAUGAUUAUAGCUUCCACGUAAGAAUUAAUGUUUUACAAUCGUUUGAUCAGGGAUUCAGUCUUUUCAGUUGAUCCCAUAAUGAAAUUUAAAAUUUUUCAUUGACCCCCAGUCAGAAUUUAAUUGAAAAUUACAAGUUAUACAUUUGUUUUGUGAACUGAAUGUAUAUUAUUAUAAAACUAAAUAAAGAACUCUUAUUCUAAUGUUGCGGCGGUGUGAAAGGUGUAAGAUAUACAGAAUGAGGAUGGGAAAAGUAAAAGUUACUAUAAUUAGCAACAAUAGAUGAUUCCAGCCUUUUUUACAAGUCCUGGCCUUGCUACUCAGACACUCUUUGGAUCCCCUAGCCAUUUGUUCAUGCCCACUUGGUUAGUCAUGCACCCCUUGGAUGGUGCCACAAAUCCCUGGGGAUCAAGCAUUAACCAUUUUGAGAACACCUGGUAACCUUUCAAAGUCAGACUCAGUGAAUGAAUAAUAGUUAUGUUACUUCGGCUGAAAUUUUAUAGUAGUGUAGGGUACCACAUGAUGGAAAGAGUAAAUGAGUAUAUAAGAGGAUGAAUUUUAUACAUUAUAUUUUGCUCUUCGGAGUAAUGUAGAAAGUAGCCAAAAUUUGUGACUUCUAUUAGUUUAGAGGAAAGGCAAUAUUGAUGUAACAUUUUAACUUACAGAGGUGAUUUUAUGUUUCUAUAUAUUUUUUUAUCCAGUGAAAAAUACAUGUGUGGUAUUUUUUUCAGUUUAGUCUGUCUGAUGCAUUGUAAGAAAAAAAAAAUCAUUAAAUUAUUUAUCUCUA
Penaeus indicus is the source of this 4297-nucleotide messenger RNA. RefSeq names its product supporter of activation of yellow protein-like. The transcript is spliced from 12 exons. The coding region runs from base 122 to 3061 and encodes 979 amino acids. Lineage: Eukaryota; Metazoa; Arthropoda; Malacostraca; Decapoda; Penaeidae. The record is from RefSeq and is a predicted model, not a curated record.